Messenger RNA from Didymodactylos carnosus, 270 nucleotides. The record is from the annotation of a GenBank genome assembly. NCBI's taxonomy places the organism in Eukaryota, Metazoa, Rotifera, Eurotatoria, Philodinida, Philodinidae.
AUGAAUGGAUGUUUCUUCCACUACGCACAAUCGUUAUGGAGAAAACUUCAACAAAUUGGUAUGAGUCGUUAUUUUCUUCCUAGGAAUGCUAAUAGCAACAACAACAAUAUAUCAGAUGCUGAACGUAAAAAGACAGAUGAUUGGUUUCUUGGUGUCAUUGGAUUAGCAUUAACACCAGCCGACAUAGUCGAAAGUACUUGGACGGAUAUUAUUGAUUUGUACAUACCAGAUGAUGUUAAUGCUACUGAAUUCAAUGAUUAUUUAGUUUAA